This is a messenger RNA of Salvia splendens (bonfire salvia), 789 nucleotides long. Its product is annotated as glutathione gamma-glutamylcysteinyltransferase 1. Gene Ontology annotation, biological process: cellular detoxification of cadmium ion; detoxification of copper ion; response to metal ion. Gene Ontology annotation, molecular function: glutathione gamma-glutamylcysteinyltransferase activity; metal ion binding. The record is from RefSeq and is a predicted model, not a curated record. The transcript has 6 exons. Bases 1 to 789 code for a protein of 262 amino acids. Lineage: Eukaryota; Viridiplantae; Streptophyta; Magnoliopsida; Lamiales; Lamiaceae.
AUGGAUAUGGUACUCAUUCUGGAUGUUGCUAGAUUUAAAUAUCCCCCACAUUGGGUUCCCCUCACACUUCUUUGGGAAGCCAUGGACUCCACUGAUGAAGCCACUAAACUGAAGAGAGGGUUCAUGCUCGUGUCAAGGCGCCAGAGAGAACCAGCUUUGCUCCAUACCCUGAGCUGCAAACAUGAUGGUUGGACCAGUAUUGGGAAAUACUUGACUGAUGAUGUCCCAUUGUUGCUAAGUUCCCAUAGCAUCAAGGAUUGGGUGGCAGAGGUUCUCCUUGCGAAGGAUGGUGGUCUGCCUCUAAGUGAACAAGAGAAAGUAAAACUCGAAUUUAAGGAAACAGUGUUGAAGCAAGUGCAAGAUACUAGCCUCUACAAGCAUGUGACAGAUGCACUGUCUUCAAAGAAUUGCUUUUGCAAGAGAGAACAAAAUUCUUUGCCACAUACUGUAGCAAGUGCUAGUUGCAACAAUGCAAGGGAAAUGAGACGUACUGUUGAUAAGAACAAUGCUUGUGCCACGAAAAUCUCGAGAGCAGAAGCAAACGGUGCUGGAGAGGUUGGAGUUGAUGUUGGUUCUGAGUCACAUUGCUACUCCAGCAUGCACCAGGCAAGCAACCAUGUGUUGACGGUGCUUCUCUUCGCCUUGCCCCCGGAGACAUGGCGUGCCGUAGUAGAUGAACAAGUGUGGGAGGAGAUAUGUGGCCCAGUUUCAAUUCAGAAACUUCCUCCAUUGCUUCAAGAUGAGGUUUUGCACUUGAGAGGUCAACUCUUUGUGCUGAAGAUAUCUUAA